Armigeres subalbatus is the source of this 839-nucleotide messenger RNA. RefSeq lists its product as uncharacterized. The record is from RefSeq and is a predicted model, not a curated record. The coding region runs from base 66 to 692 and encodes 208 amino acids. The transcript has 2 exons. NCBI's taxonomy places the organism in Eukaryota, Metazoa, Arthropoda, Insecta, Diptera, Culicidae.
ACUGAAUGUAGCUGCAUUCAUUCAAAUUUUUCUUUCCACUCGUGUUGGUUGACUUUUGCUUAAAAAUGAGUAAAAUUUCUACCAUUGGAUCGAUUCCCACGGUUCACAAUUCUGAACAGAAGAAAUCUAAUCCACUACAGUUUCCUUCGAGAAAUGACGUACCCAUUCUGUAUACCUCUAGAGAUGGCGCAGGUUGUCGGUUCAACUGGAAGGUGCUGAAGAGCUGGAACUCGGCUCUCAAAAUAGGCCAAAUCAUUGCAGCUAUUGUAAUCCUGGUGCUCACCCAAACUCGACGCCGACGUAACUCGGAACCGCUUGACUCCUUGCCGGAGAUUUCCUUCAUUUUUCUGGCCAUCAAUGCGCUUAUGGUAACAGUGGUUUUGCUGGGCGAUUCAAUAAUUACGGUCCAUCCUCUACGUCGGACAUUCAGUCCGGUGCUGCGCAAUAAGGUGGAACUGUGGUUCACCGGAUUGGCGGCGGUGUCCUUCCACACGCUGGCAUACUCCGUACUGAUGAUGGCGUUCAACUACUAUAAUAUCGAGAUCAACCAAGUGGCGGCAGCUUUCGGUUUCGUCAACGCUGGACUGUAUUUUGUGGACUGGUGUAUGAACUUCAAAAAGCGCCGUGUUAUCCGUAGAAUGCUGGAUAGAGGUGAGAUCAGUGAAGACGAGCAAGAACCAUUAUUCAAUUAGUGGUGCGGAAUAAUUAUUCUAAAUAACGCUAAAUAAAAAAAUACAUUUAUAAUCAAAUCGUUGCGAUAAACAUAAGAAAAUAAUGUCAAUCGAAAGAAUUUCCACCCAAGAUUUUGGUUCAUGUAAAUUAAAAACCACUAAAUUAUG